AUGCUUUUCUUUUGCUUUGCCUUUCUAUCUGUUGCGGCAGAUAUUGUGAACUGGCCGCAGCUCUCGAACCAGCAGCUUGUAGCGCAGCGCGCGCAGCGUGACGUGAGCUCGAACAUCACGAUCGACCAGUUUGGCCUCAUGGGUGUCAAUUUGAACACAGUGUUGUUUGACGAAUUCGGCUACACAUCCAAUGUCUUGCUUAAUGUCACUACGCUCUUGAACGUAGGGGUACUGGUGAUGGAGAUGGACCUCUACUGGAACGAGCUUUCGCUGGUGUGGCAGCUCUGUCCGCUGGCACUCGACACGUUCAACGUCCCGUUGACCGCGAACCAGGUAGUCCGAAAGGACAACCGCUCCAUCACCUGUGAAGCUAGCUUCACCUUCAGCCUGUUGAUGCGGACCAUCCGGUCGUUCUUGGAUUCGACCAACACCAACUUGGAGGUCAACAUGCUUCAGCUUCUAUUCAACUUGAAACCGUUGCAAAACAGCACCGCGUACUCCGCCGCGUACUACAACUACUACGCCGAUCCAAGCUUGUCCCUCGCCCUCAACAGCUCACUAAAAUCCUCUCUCUUCACCCCAGUCGAUCUAGAGGAAUACCGUCAGGUAAACACAUCCAGCAAUUCGGGGUUUCCCACGUGGUACCAAUUCACAUACUACGAGUUCGACCGAGUGAUCCCCAUAGUUCGCUACAAUGGCCUCCCAACAAACUCCUCGUACAACAUCACCGCCGAUUUCGCAACCGUGUUCUUCGAUAAAUGGUCGCUCGACCUCUCCUACAGUGCGUAUGUUACUGAUACGGCCAAUAAAAGCAUCUCCACCCUCCUAGCAGAAAGCUUCCGCUUUAUUUCUGACUCUGAUGAGCUCAAAUUUACUCCCAACACGUUUUUGGACUACAUCGCCUCUGGCUACUCCCCUAUUGUGAACCACACCAUCCAGCCCCUCUCGGACUUUGCUCUUUUCAUCAACUACUCUCUCUGGUCGUGGUCAGAGCAGGAACUCUCGGGAAAAUCGGUGGUCUCUGGCUACGACAGUGACGACGAUACAGACGACUACCGCUGUGCCACAUUUAUCGAGUCCGGCUGGUCCGUGGGUCUCUGUGACACCGCGUAUCAGCUUGCCUGCCGCAACAAUAACGACCCCCAGAGCUGGUCCUUCUCUACUGACAUGUAUGCCUACUUGGAUACCAAAAAGAAUGACUAUUGUCCCAGCGGUACAAAGUUUUCCGUGCCACAGUCUGCCCUCGAACAGCAGGCAUUACAUGCAGCCAUGGCCAGCCAGAAUAUCGCCUACCCCAUCUGGAUCAACCUUAAUGCACUUAGCGCUGUCGACUGUUGGGUCACAGGUGGAGCCUUGGCCUCCUGCCCGUACCAAAAGGUCAUCAGCUCCCACGACUACUUGGCCAUGGUCACUGCCAGUUGCGUUGUCACGUUUGCCAUUUUGGCACUGAUUAUCGGCACCCGGUUUUAUCACGUGCCAGUCCAGGGCAACAGGAAACACUGGAAGAAAAUCAUGACCAGGAUGAAAGAGGAGGAGUUCGAAGGGGUGCCGUCUUAA
Molecule: messenger RNA, 1557 nt
Organism: Babjeviella inositovora NRRL Y-12698
Lineage: Eukaryota; Fungi; Ascomycota; Pichiomycetes; Serinales
Exons: 1
Coding region: 1-1557 (518 amino acids)
Source: RefSeq, a predicted model, not a curated record